GGUCUACCUACCUCCCUUCCUCUCCCUGCUCUUUCCAAGAAGAAAGAUGCUCUCUCUUUCUGCUCUUCAAUGAUCUUUAUCUAUCAGAAAUAAGGGUAUAAUUCUCUAUUCUUCCAUCAAAAAUCUCUUACGUUUAGCUCAAGUAAUGGAUUCUUCCAAGAACCAUUUCAGCACAGAAGGAUGUAGCAGCAGUGAAUCCGGGUGGACAAUGUACAUUGACUCCCCCAUGCAAGAAGAUGAUGUUGACUGCAAUAACGAUGAUGACGAUGACGACCACCAUUAUCGCAAUAGUAACAAAUACACUAGCGUUAAUGAUGAUCGAGAAGAUAAUAAGGAAGAGAGUGAUGAUUCAAUGGCUUCUGAUGCUUCUUCUGGUCCAAGUCAUCAUCAAUAUAAACGUGCAAAUGGUGAAGGUCAAGGUAUUCGCAGCAAUAUACCGAGUACUUCUAAACAAGGUAAGGUUGAUCAGUUUAGAAAGUUUUUCUCAUUCAAGAAAUCAAAUGAAAAAGAGAAAAAGAGUGGUGAAACCAGUACCAAAUAUAAACAUAGAAAUGAUCCUCCCAAAAAGUACAAGUAGUACGAAUUUUGAUUUGUGCAACUCUGUAAAAUUCUAAGCGUAGAGAUGAGGCAAGUAGAUGUAAUUUCUCUUAUAUCUCUUUUUAAAGAAUGG
This is a messenger RNA of Pistacia vera, 670 nucleotides long. RefSeq lists its product as uncharacterized. The record is from RefSeq and is a predicted model, not a curated record. Gene Ontology annotation, biological process: cytokinin biosynthetic process. The transcript has a single exon. NCBI's taxonomy places the organism in Eukaryota, Viridiplantae, Streptophyta, Magnoliopsida, Sapindales, Anacardiaceae. Bases 146 to 577 code for a protein of 143 amino acids.